This is a messenger RNA of Camponotus floridanus (Florida carpenter ant), 1962 nucleotides long. RefSeq names its product translocator protein (gene Tspo). Bases 170 to 682 code for a protein of 170 amino acids. Lineage: Eukaryota; Metazoa; Arthropoda; Insecta; Hymenoptera; Formicidae. The record is from RefSeq and is a predicted model, not a curated record. The transcript is spliced from 4 exons. Gene Ontology annotation, cellular component: mitochondrial outer membrane.
AAUAAAAGAGAUCAAAGAUUGUCGAUAAACAAAUACAUCAUCUUCUGGAUCGUAACAAGUUGAAGACUCGAGUUGACCAGGCCCAGCCAACGCACGACGAUAGCUACGUUACUGCCGUGAAAAAGCAAUAGUCAUAGCGAUUUACGUCGCUAGUUCAAGGACCAGAAAGAUGCCGGUGCGGAUUAAUUGGCCUUUAUUGACGGCGACGGUCUGCCCCAAUAUUGGCGGCUUGUUCAGCGGAUUCAUCACCCAUCAGAACAUGAACUGGUACGAGACGCUGAAUAAAUCAAAGAUUAUUCCGCCCAACUGGGUAUUCGCACCUGUAUGGACCACCCUUUACUGUACAAUGGGCUACUCGUCGUACCUGGUGUGGCGAGAUGGGGGUGGCCUCCAGGAGGCGGCCGUACCUCUCAGUGUGUACGGUAUUAAUCUUGCUCUCAACUGGUCGUGGUCGCCUCUCUUCUUCGGGACUCACAACGUUAAAUGGGCUCUCUAUGAAAUUGUAGCGUUGUCGGUCAGUACGGCGACACUUGGGAUCGUAUUCUACAACGUCAAUCCUGUCGCUGGCUAUCUCAUCAUUCCCUACUUUGUGUGGACUUCUCUCGCCACAAUGUUCAACUAUGUCAUUUACCGGGAUAAUAAACAGCUCCCGGCUGAGAAGACUGAAGAGAAGAAGAAAUAAGAACAUUAAUAUAACAAAGAAAAAAGAAAGAAAGUGAUAAAUCUUUAAAAUUAAUAAAAUAAAUAAUGUCGCUAGUCAGAAAAUCACAAGGAUCGUUGAAAAAAAUGUAGUCGACCAAACUAGCCAGAAAUUUGUUUAUUAAUACGACGUUUCGACCAUAUGGUUGUGGUCCUUAUCAAGUAUAUACGAUGCAAUAAUAAUCAGGAGACAGGCAUAGAGGAUAAUCUUGCAAAACUGCACAAGUCACAUUAACAAAAAACGUUAUUUUUUACUCGAUUUGAAUUUGAGAGAAACUGAUGCGUCCGUUUGAGACUUUGUCAAGAAACUCUUGACGAAGUCUCAAACGGACGCAUCAGUUUCUCUCAAAUUCAAAUCGAGUAAAAAAUAACGUUUUUUGUUAAUGUGACUUGUGCAGUUUUGCAAGAUUAUCCUCUAUGCCUGUCUCCUGAUUAUUAUUGCAUCGUAUAUACUUGAUAAGGACCACAACCAUAUGGUCGAAACGUCGUAUUAAUAAACAAAUUUCUGGCUAGUUUGGUCGACUACAUUUUUUUUCAACGAUCCUUGUGAUAAAUCUUUGUUUAGAAAAAAAGCUAGCUUUUUAUGUCAGGAAAACGCAUCACACGAGAUCGAUUAUUGAUGGGCUCAACGGAUAACUUCAGUAAUUUUGAAUUAACAAUCUGAGCAAAAAUCGAAUAUUUACAUAUAUCAAAGAUGUUCUAUUUUAAUUUUUAUACCUAAUUCGAAAACAGCAUUUAGUUAAAUAGAAAGAGAAAAAUAUUUCUCCUCUGCAAAAUAUUUCUAUUAAAAUUACAUCGUUUUUUUUUUUUAGAUAACUUUAUCAUUGAGGGAACUUAUAAUGAACUAUAAAAAUCAAAUCUAGGAACGUCUUAACGGCUGCCACUAGAAAAAAACAUCUUUAAGAUUUGCGAGUAUUGCAAAUAUUGUUUUCAUCGUUUUUCUUUAUAUAAUUUGCACCAAUUUCUUUUUUUUAUAAUCAUUUAAAGAUGACAUGUGUAAAUUGCUAUCUAAAAUCAAAGCAAAUAAUGUGCAGCGACAAUCAAAAAAGCCUGAUUCGUUCUUUCUCGGACCUAGCUUCGAAGAAACGAAAGAGAGAUAAUCGAAUAUGCCCAUCAUUCGCUACUUUACUUUUGUACAAUUGUCAUUAUUGUUUGUUGACUACCACAGUCGUCGACGAGACGUGCCUUUGCAUUGAACGCACAACGCCGUUAGUAUACACAUGUUUAUUGAUCGAUAUACGAAAUAAAGAUUAGUUAAUCGAU